AUGCCAGACGACAAAAAGCCCCCAGACAACGCCAUCCCCCCUCCUCCCAUGGAUCCUUUCCCCACCUAUCAGACUCCCUAUCCUCGCUCCAACAAAGACGACGAGAACCCAUUCAUCCUAUUCCGUCGCUUUGCUGAUGAGCAGUUCUCGUCAUUCUUCUCAGGCUUUCCCCAUUUCUUUGGCCUCUCCUCCGGCCGCAGUGACCGCUGGAAGAAGGAAGUUGACGACCUGAUGCGCCAGAGACAGGAGUGGGAGGAAGGUUUUCGGAAGCAGGUUGAGCAGGAGUGGGAGGAGAUGAGACAGCAGUUGGAAAAGUCCAAGAUGGAAGCCUGGAAAUCGAUGGAAGAAGCAUGGAAACAACACUCGAAUGAGAGCAGGAGUGAUGCGAAGGAUGCACCCUGGUGGACUCGAGGCAGGGCUGCCCAUUGUCCUGCCCUGAACGGCCAGGAGCCACAGAAGAAUGCCGACAAGUGUCCAGCCCUCUACGAUGAAGCGGACCAACCGAGAACAGAAUUGGAUGCUUACGAUGCGUUACCCUGGAAAGAAAAUGGCACACAAGUCUCGGUGGCUGAGGCCUCAGCGGAACAGCCGACCGAGAAGAAGCCUUUCGGGUCAUGGUUCUCCGCUCUUGGAUGGGACGGCAGGCAGAGAGAGAAAUAUUCAAGAAACAACGGCAGCAACAAUGUCGCGACCGAAGACCGUGCUCCUCGAAUCGCGGGACCGAUCCCUCCGCCUUCUCCAUAUUCCUUCUGGGCAGCCCGCCGCAUGCAACCGUUCAACAAUUCGGACGAGACAAUCCCUUGGCUUCUGCUCAGCCCUUACUCUCCCAUCUACCUCUGCAAUCCUGCACAACCGCGACUUUUCAAGGUCAAGAUCCAAGACUCGGAAGGAGUUCCAUUCCAGAUCUCUGAUGCCACAUUCUUCGAGAGACUGUAUACGAACAUAGACGAGAAGAUGGCGAGACGUAGGCCCUGGGCAGAUGCAUUUGAGGAUUUGUUGAGUCUUCAGCAGACAGGAAAGAUGGUCGAGAGGGACAACUGGAAUACCUGGAGGACCCCCAACACUUGGAUACACGACAUGGUAAGCCGGGGCAGCUUUGGGCCUUUGUGGGGCUUUAACGAACAGGGCAUGCUGGUCAAACGGGCUCACGGCCAACGUAUUCCAACGACGGCCGAACCUUCAUUGAAAUUCGAAGACCGGUGUGGCAGAUGGCGCCAGAACCACCAAUGUCGACGCAACAAAUCCGCUGAAGAUGCAGGCGCAGAGGAGGAACAAUACGUCCCCACAGAACUCAGAAGUAGGCUAGCUCACUCCCCAGACGCCAACAGCUCCGGUGCGAUUGCUCCAGACCAUGGCGAAGCGGCUACAGAGGAAGGCGAUGCAGGCGAUUCAGAGGAUUCAACUUCUCUCUACACGACAUCGCCUUCAUUAUCUUACUCGUAUGGCUCCUCUGCCAGCAAUGACAAUGACCAGGAUGCUACCAAGUCUGUGGUCUCGACCCUUACGACGCUUCGCACGCGUACGUUACCCGAUGGCUCCAUCGAGUCUAAACUUGUCUUGAAAUCGCGCUUCGCGGACGGCUCAGAAGAGAUUCAAGAUUUUGGGACAGUAAAUAGUGCCAACCCGCACGCCUUGACCAAGACGGAGGAUAAGGAGACACAAACUUGGCCUCAAUCGGACCACGCUCAAUUGCCGAAGGGCGAACAUGCCAAGGGAAGCCAACGGGAUGUGUUCGACAUGUAUCGAGACCAACUCCGACUGCUUGAGGACCAGCAAACGAAAAAGGAUGAGUACCAGCGGCAGCAGGAGCAGGAGUCAGAAGGGUCAAAGCGGUUCCCUCGAAGGAUUCCAAUUUCGACAGAUGAGCCAGAGGCCAAGUCGGAGCACGAGCAGCUGCCCCUGCCAACACAGCAGCAGCAACAACAGCAAGAGAAGGACAUUAACGGUGAGCGACCCAGACGGAGUGGCGGUGGAUGGUUUUGGAACUAA
Messenger RNA from Cladophialophora bantiana CBS 173.52, 1989 nucleotides. RefSeq lists its product as uncharacterized. The record is from RefSeq and is a predicted model, not a curated record. The transcript has a single exon. NCBI's taxonomy places the organism in Eukaryota, Fungi, Ascomycota, Eurotiomycetes, Chaetothyriales, Herpotrichiellaceae. The coding region runs from base 1 to 1989 and encodes 662 amino acids.